This is a messenger RNA of Sinocyclocheilus rhinocerous, 3134 nucleotides long. RefSeq names its product transmembrane 9 superfamily protein member 4 (gene tm9sf4). Lineage: Eukaryota; Metazoa; Chordata; Actinopteri; Cypriniformes; Cyprinidae. The record is from RefSeq and is a predicted model, not a curated record. Bases 92 to 2047 code for a protein of 651 amino acids. Gene Ontology annotation, biological process: protein localization to membrane. Gene Ontology annotation, cellular component: membrane. The transcript has 18 exons.
GUCAAUGUUAAGCCUCGACUUCCUCGUGAUCUUUGUGAGUGAAACGACAGCAGCACGAUGACGCAUUGACAUCCUUCCUGUGACGUCUGCAAUGACACGUGUAGUCAAGAUGGCGGCGGCGAUGGAGAUGUGGGCACUGUUACUGGUGUCCACGCUGCCUUUAGUAACACCCUUUUAUGUACCAGGGGUUGCGCCCAUGAAUUUCCACCAAAACAGCCCAGUUGAAAUAAAGGCUGUAAAAUUGACAAGCUCUAGAACCCAGUUGCCCUAUGAGUACUAUUCACUUCCCUUCUGCAAGCCUGAUAACAUCUUCUACAAGGCAGAGAACCUCGGUGAGGUGUUGCGAGGAGACCGUAUCGUAAACUCGCUGUACACUGUUCUCAUGAACCUGGACAAGAAUUGUGAGGUGUUGUGUAAAAAGCCUGAUGAUCCCAUCAAACUCAGCGUGGAUGAGAGCAAGCUGCUAGCUGAGCGUAUCCAAGAAGAGUACUAUGUCCACCUUAUUGCAGAUAACCUUCCUGUGGCCACACGGCUAGAGCUUUACCCAAACAAAGAGGAGGGAAUGGAUGAGGAACAGAGGAAGGACACACUGAAGGAUAUCCAGUUUGAGCAUGGCUACAGGCUCGGCUUCACUGAAAACAACAAGUUCUAUUUGCACAACCAUCUGUCAUUCAUCCUGUACUACCACAAAGAAAAGCUGGAGGAGGAUGUCGAACACAAUUACAGAGUUGUACGUUUUGAGGUGAUGCCAAAGAGUGUAAAAUUGGAAGAUAUAAAAGCAGACGAGCGAAACACAUGCACAUUACCUGAAACGGUUGCCCCCGUCCCUCAGGAGAUCGACCCGACUAAAGAGAACAGCAUUCUCUUCACCUACUCUGUGCACUGGGAGGAGAGUGAAGUGAAAUGGGCGUCUCGCUGGGACACGUACCUCACCAUGAGCGACGUGCAGAUCCACUGGUUCUCAAUCGUCAACUCUGUAGUCGUGGUGUUCUUUCUGUCAGGCAUCCUGAGUAUGAUCAUCAUAAGGACGCUGAGGAAGGACAUUGCCAACUACAACAGAGAAGAUGACAUUGAAGACACAAUGGAGGAAUCUGGUUGGAAGAACGUCCAUGGUGAUGUGUUCCGCCCACCUCAGUAUCCCAUGAUUCUUAGCUCCCUGUUGGGAUCUGGCAUCCAGCUCUUCUGCAUGAUUCUCAUUGUUAUCUUUGUGGCUAUGCUGGGGAUGUUGUCUCCAUCCAGUCGAGGAGCUCUGAUGACAACAUCCUGCUUCCUCUUCAUGUUCAUGGGUUUGUUCGGAGGAUACGUUGCAGGAAGACUUUACCGCACUCUUAAAGGCCACAGAUGGAAGAAAGGCGCUUUCUGUACGGCAACUCUGUACCCAGCUGUUGUCUUUGGCAUCGGUUUUGUUUUGAACUGUUUCAUCUGGGGAGAACACUCUUCUGGUGCUGUUCCUUUCACUACAAUGCUGGCUCUGUUGUGUAUGUGGUUUGGUAUUUCUAUGCCUCUCGUGUAUCUGGGCUACUAUUUCGGUUUCCGGAAACUGCCAUAUGACAAUCCAGUUCGUACCAAUCAGAUUCCCCGGCAGGUCCCUGAGCAACGCUGGUACAUGAACAAGUUUGUCGGUAUCCUGAUGGCAGGAAUCCUGCCGUUUGGUGCCAUGUUUAUCGAGCUCUUCUUCAUCUUUAGUGCUAUCUGGGAAAACCAGUUUUAUUACCUGUUUGGCUUCCUCUUCCUUGUCUUCAUCAUUCUUGUGGUUUCCUGCUCUCAAAUCAGCAUUGUGAUGGUGUACUUUCAGCUUUGUGCAGAGGACUAUCGGUGGUGGUGGAGGACGUUUCUCGUGUCUGGAGGAUCUGCCUUUUAUGUCCUAGUCUAUGCUGUUUUCUAUUUUGUCAACAAGCUGGACAUUGUGGAGUUCAUUCCCUCUCUGUUGUAUUUUGGCUACACAACCCUGAUGGUUUUGUCUUUCUGGCUGCUAACGGGAACGAUUGGCUUCUAUGCCGCUUAUGUGUUCAUACGGAAAAUUUAUGCUGCGGUCAAAAUCGACUGAAAUAAUUCUUUCAGUUUUUGUUUCCUUUUUUUCUGUUUUGUGAAGCAAGCACUGAUGUGUGAAUUGCUGGCAUGAGGCGCAGCAGCGCCCCCCUAUGGACUGGAGGAAUGAACAUAGAUGUGUUUUGUACACCGUUAUCAAAACCUUUCUGUCCUGCUAUCUCUGCCUCAGCAAAGAUGUAAAGAAACAACAUGAACAGUUCCAUUUUUAAUGUCUGUAUAUCUUUUUGCACACACAACAUGGGCCAAAGUGUGUCGACUUUUUUUUCUUUAAGUUUGGGUGGGGAUGUUGGAUUUGUGGGCUGGGUCUCAUGCUUUUGAAGACAUUGAGGGUUAGUUGCAUAUAUCAUUUUACAAAUUAGCUUUGUGUCCUUUUAAUAUAACAUUUGAUUUCAACUUGUUUCUAUGUCUUUGAUUCAGAACUGAGUUCCUGAAUGCUUGUCUUGUAUGUGUGUGUGUGAAUGUGUGGUCACUCUGUGGUCUUUAUAUGUUGGCAUGGACUGAAAUUAUGGGAUGUAAAGACAUGAGGCAAGGACAUUAAAAAAAGAAGUAGAUUUCCUUCUGUUUCCUUGUGCUUGCUGGUCAAUGGACCUAUAAAAGACGUAUAAUAAUGCAGUAUCGCUUUGUUUGUUUGUUCUUUGCCACUAAGAGAAAGGCCUGUUUUUCAAUGUCACACACAUUUGAUAUUCCACAUUAGAGAAGCCAUUUUUUUGUAAAAAAUCUUUCUGCCAUGUAUUGACCACCUAUUGACUAUUGCUGUAGCCAAAAUCAGAUGCAUCUUGGUGGAUAUACCCCGAAAUUCAAGGGUAUCAACACAAAUUUGUGCAGUGCCCAGCAGGUUGCGGUAUAUUUGCUUACAUCCAUGGUACUUUUUAGAUUUGAACUUAAAAUGGUUAUCAUUUUUAGCUCUCUCAAAACACAAGAUACAAUAUUUGGAUCCUAAUUCUGACUCUAUGCCCUAAAGUGAAGCAGAUGCAGGAUUCAGUAGUUUAAAACACUAUAGCAAAAUCUACAUCUGCUUUUAGACCGGUCUGUAUUUCCUGUCGUCCUCACAGGUGACUUAAUGAAUAAAUGCAAGAUCUACAGAA